Messenger RNA from Dentiscutata heterogama, 302 nucleotides. NCBI's taxonomy places the organism in Eukaryota, Fungi, Glomeromycota, Glomeromycetes, Diversisporales, Gigasporaceae. The record is from the annotation of a GenBank genome assembly.
AAAAAUUAGAGAAAGCUGAUGUACCAUGCGGCUAUAUAUAUAAUAUUAAAGAUAUUGUUGAAGAUGAGCAUGUUCAGGAGCGUGAUUUAUUUGAAACAGUUCAUGUCGCUAACAAGGAUAAUGAAGGAUGGGAUUUAAAGAUCCCCUCAAUGUCUCCAAAACUAACCUCUACACCUGGUAAAACAAGAUGGGCUGGCCCAAAUUUGGGCCAACAUAAUCGAGAAGUUCUAUUUGAUAUAUUAGGAUUAGCCGAGGAUGAUGUUAAAAAAUUGCAAAAGGAAGGAAUCGUUGGCAAAACAUAA